Humulus lupulus (European hop) is the source of this 1149-nucleotide messenger RNA. RefSeq lists its product as uncharacterized. The transcript has a single exon. Lineage: Eukaryota; Viridiplantae; Streptophyta; Magnoliopsida; Rosales; Cannabaceae. The record is from RefSeq and is a predicted model, not a curated record. Bases 1 to 1149 code for a protein of 382 amino acids.
AUGAAUCAUUUGAUCUCUUGUCCUUGUGUGAAAUGCAAAAAUAGUUUGUUUAAAACUAGAAAAGAUGUUGAGGAUGAUUUGAUCAUACGUGGAAUUCAAAAGACCUAUACCCACUGGUUUAUGCAUGGGGAAAGGGAAAUUGAAAAUGUAAGUAAUGUAAAUGAGGACAUUAGUGAAGAUUCAGAUGAAGAAUCAAUGAAUGAUAUUUUAGAGGCUCAUUUUGGAGCUCCCAAUAUUAAUAAUUGGGUAGGUGUUAAUUUUGAUAGAUAUGAACACGAAGAGCCUAAUGAUGAAGCAUCUAAGUUUUUUGGAUUAUUAAGAGAUGUCAAUGAAAAGUUAUAUCCAGAGUGCGAGAAAUAUUCGAGACUAUCAGUCGUUGUUAAGUUACUUCACUUGAAGUGUCUUAACCAUUGGAGUAACAAGUCAUUUACCAAGUUGUUGGAGUAUUUAAAGGACAUACUACCGAAAGGUCAUACCUUGCCAAAUAGUUAUUAUGAGGCAAAGAAGAUGGUGCAAGAUUUAGGACUUGGAUACAUAAAAAUAUAUGCAUGUAAUAACAAUUGCAUGUUGUACUGGAAAGAUAAUGAAAAAGAAGAAAAGUGUCUAACAUGUGGACUAUCAAGAUGGAAGAUAGAUGAAGAACACAAAAAAGUAAAAAAAGUUCCUCAUAAAAAAUUACGGUACUUUCCUUUAACACCAAGGCUACAAAGGUUAUACAUGUCAUUAAACACAACUUCAAAAAUGACAUGGCAUCAUGAUCGAAGAAGUAAAGAUGGGUUGCUAAGGCAUCCAGAAAACUCUAAGGCAUGGAAAGAGUUUGACAUGAUGCACGAAAGCUUUGCCAAAGAACCUCAUAAUGUUAGACUUGGGUUAACAAGUGAUGGAUUCAAUACAUUUGGUAAUAUGAACAGUAGUCAUAGUACUUUUCCAGUGGUUCUCGUUCCUUAUAACUUACCUCCAUGGAUGUGCAUGAAACAACCAUAUUUUAUGUUGUCAUUGCUAAUACCUAGUCCUACUGCUCCAAGAAAUAAUAUUGAUGUAUAUUUGCAACCUUUAGUUGAGGAAUUGAAAAUAUUGUGGGAUGUUGGUAUUAAUACAUAUGAUGCAUUUAGAAAAUCAAAUUUUAAGAUGCAUGUAGUUGUUUUAUAG